AUGAAUCAGCCACAAAUACAAGGCAAACACGAUGAGGCAUUUCACAAGCGGAAAAAGAGGUUGCUGUGGUUGCUGCACGGUACCUCGGCUAUAACGCAGCAAUGCAUUGCAAGUUACGGAGGGGAAGAAGAUGGGGAGGAGGAGAAGGAGGAGGAGGAGAAGAAGAAGAAGAAGGGAAAGAGUAGCAAAUUCUCUUCAGGAUGUCCCUCUCUACUCACCACUCAACACCUCAUUACUCUCCUCUUCAACGACCAUGUCCUCCUGCUCUCACCACAACAUUCACUUCAUGUAAGAGUAGGAAAUACUCUCCAUCCUCUCUUCGUUCACACUUUCAUCGCCACACGCAUCUUCCAACUCCUCCCCCUACAUUCGUCAUUCGUGCUCCUCCACCUGUCACUUGGGUUAGAGUUGUCAAAACACCUUCCAAAUCUCCAAUCAAACCACACACGGAUCCUCCUUCUUCCCACCACGUGUGACCUCACCUCUCCACAAUCCAAUCUGAGUGGUCUUCAUAUCGCCAGCAACAGCCUCAUCCUCUCCUCCUCCUCCUCCUCCUCCUCCUCCUCCUCCUCCUCCUCCUCCUCCUACACUCCUUCAAACAAGUCAACCACCACCAGAUGA
Molecule: messenger RNA, 621 nt
Organism: Echinococcus granulosus
Lineage: Eukaryota; Metazoa; Platyhelminthes; Cestoda; Cyclophyllidea; Taeniidae
Exons: 2
Coding region: 1-621 (206 amino acids)
Source: RefSeq, a predicted model, not a curated record